AUGUUUAUUUUUUUAUCUUGGAGAGGAAACUUCACAAGUGAACUGAGUACCUUUAAAAAAUAUUUAGAUGAAAAUUACAAAGGUUUUAAAAAAUUAGAUACAAGAAUUUAUCGAUUACUAUCAAAAUAUAGGAAGAACAUAAAUUCAUGUGUUUUAGGGUUAAGAGAAGUGAUACCAUAUAAUGUAGAGAACGAAAAAAUAAAUAUAUGUAAUAAUGUGAAGAGAGACAGACCAAAAAAGAGUAAAUCAAAUGGAUGUUCUUUAAAAAAUGAAGAAAUUCAUAAACUAGAUAAAAAAAGUAAAUCUUGUAUUUUUGAAACAAAAAAAUAUUCCCGUCUGGAAAAAAAAAUAUUCAAAGAACUUGAUUAUGAGAAUUUUCUUAAAAGUAAUAGGACAAUUAGUGAUAAAUUAUAUAAGAGAAUACGGACUACGACUACGCCUACCUUUAUUACUCUUUUUCUUAUUAUUAUUAUCACUAAUAUUAGACUAUUCUGUGGUAUAGGACUUUUAAGAGGAUUGCGUGAGGUAUUGAAUGCCUUCGCCCCAAAUUUUUGGAAAACGUUAGGACCAAAAUUGAAUAAACUUUUAGGGAUUAUUGGUCUGAAUAUUAAAACCGUUUUUCGAAGUGUCAGUAUGGAAGAGCAAUAG
Molecule: messenger RNA, 648 nt
Organism: Plasmodium malariae
Lineage: Eukaryota; Apicomplexa; Aconoidasida; Haemosporida; Plasmodiidae
Source: the annotation of a RefSeq genome assembly